This is a messenger RNA of Pteropus alecto (black flying fox), 7619 nucleotides long. RefSeq names its product KIAA1147 ortholog (gene DENND11). Gene Ontology annotation, cellular component: cytoplasm. The coding region runs from base 861 to 1955 and encodes 364 amino acids. The transcript is spliced from 12 exons. The record is from RefSeq and is a predicted model, not a curated record. Lineage: Eukaryota; Metazoa; Chordata; Mammalia; Chiroptera; Pteropodidae.
AGAGAAACCAAUCGGCUUCAUUUUCAGUUUCUUCUGGGACUGCAGGAGAGUCACGCUGCAUCUUAUGACAAAUGAAGAUGUUACCUGCAAAAUUACAGAACUGAUAGGACACCAACUUCUGGAUGUCACAUCACCCGGACAAAUGUAAGAACCCCAUUCUAGAGGAGCCCGCUCUGUAAAACUUCAGUGACAGAGACAUCACAAGAAAAUACUGCCUUUAGGAAGAGAUUAAUCAUCCAAUCCUGAAUCAGACAGAAUCCCUGUGGUUCCAAAAUCCACCUGCUACUGAAAACCUUCAGAGUGCAGAGGCUGACCCAGAGAGUAGUAACGUACCACGUGGGGGUGAUGACCCAGCACUGCGUGAGCGUAAACUUCGUGCAAAGCCGAAUUCCUAGGAGAGAGAAAAGCAUUGAGAAAAAUGAAUCCAGAUAAUGCACACGCAAGCGUUGCUGGAAGACAAGCUGCGAAGCAUCAUUAACCGCAGCAGGACAUUGACUCCAUGCUCACCGCCUGCUUACUCUUUCACCUCAUUCAACUUUCAUGACCACUUAUAAGAUACAGUGACAAGGACAGAGGCUUCAGAAAGUUCAGUGACCGGCCCCAAGUUAAGCUGGUGACAGCAGACCUGCGAGCAGAAUCCUGGUCACCUUGGUGCCAAAGUCCACGAUUUUCUGCAUCAAACAUGGCGCAGAGAGAAAGAGAGGUGAAAACUCCGUAAAGAAAAAAAAGCCACCCAUAUCACUUACUAAGAGAAACCAUGUGAAAGGCAGUCCGUGCAAAAGGAAAAUGCUGUACACGCCCCCUCCACGUCCUCGUGGGAGACUCAGGAGGCACCGCACUGGAAUUAUUCACACGGAAACAUGGUAGAAUGGUGUUUACCUCAAGAUAUUGAUCUCGAAGGCGUUGAGUUCAAGUCUAUGGCCAGUGGGUCCCAUAAAAUCCAGUCCGAUUUCAUCUACUUCCGGAAGGGGCCCUUCUUCGGCCUGGCCUGCUUCGCCAACAUGCCGGUGGAGAGCGAGCUGGAGCGCGGCGCCCGCAUGAAGUCGGUGGGCGUCCUCUCUCCGUCCUACACCCUGCUUUACCGGUACAUGCACUUCCUGGAGAACCAAGUUCGACACCAGCUGGAGAUGCCGGGACAUUACUCCCAUCUGGCUGCCUUCUACGAGGACAAGAAAGGGGUGCUCCACGCAGGUUCAGGGAGCGGCGGCAGCCUGCCCCCUGUCUACUGGCUGCCUUCCAUCCACCGAUACAUGUACCCCGAGAUGAAGAUCACCCACCCGGCUGGCUGCAUGUCCCAGUUCAUCAAGUUCUUCGGGGAACAGAUCCUCAUCCUCUGGAAGUUCGCGUUGCUGCGGAAGCGCAUUUUGAUAUUUUCUCCCCCUCCCGUGGGCGUCGUGUGCUAUCGAGUGUACUGCUGCUGCUGCCUGGCCAACGUCUCCCUGCCCGGCAUCGGGAGCACCGUUCCCGAGUCCAAGCCUUUCUUCUACGUGAACGUGGCCGACAUCGAGAGCCUGGAGGUAGAGGUGUCCUAUGUGGCCUGCACCACAGAGAAGAUCUUCGAGGAGAAGCGGGAACUAUAUGAUGUCUACGUGGAUAACCAGAACGUGAAGACGCACCACGGCCACCUGCAGCCCCUGCUGAAGAUCAACGGCGCCGACCGGGAGAAGUACCGGCGGCUGAACGAGCAGAGGCAGAUGCUGCUGUACUCCCAGGAAGUGGGCGAAGACUACACCCCGUGCGAAGAGGACCUCUUUGUGCUGUUUUUCCUAGAGGAAAACAACCGGAUAUUUCAGACUUUGUUGGAGGUGUCCGCCAGUCAAGACAAAACUCUGACGGCCGAGCAUGCGCGGGGCAUGGGUCUGGACCCCCAGGGAGACCGGAGCUUUCUAAUGGACCUGCUGGAGGCCUAUGGCAUCGAUGUCAUGUUGGUCAUUGACAACCCCUGUUGCCCGUAGAGGCAGUGAGCCCAGACCGGUGAGCUGCUCUCGUGGGGCGUUCACCCCGUGCCCCAGAGGGCUCAUUUUUUAUCAAGUCGACACAAAGAAAUAUUGUUUAUACUUUCCAACGAAUGUGAUUUUUGCAAUCUUUCUUUCUGUGCUCCCUAUUGGUCAGAUGAGACUUGCCGUGGUUUUGUCCUGCGUUGGCGAGACGCUAGAAUGGACCACUUUCUCCCAAAGUUGCUGCCUGGUUUGGUCGUAGGUGUUAUCAAAGCCGAUUCUGUCAUCUCCUUGUCGAGUGACUUCAGGAGACGUGGCGAAGGCCACAUAUCCCUAGAAGCCGAGCUCGAGCAACACUGGGGGUGGACUGUUCAGGAAAUCUGUAUGGUCUGUGUCCCCUGACGUAUUCAAGAAUGAGACAGCCGUCCGCCCAGUGUGACCUUGGAUGUCCAUCUGCCUGAAGGUGGCAGCUGGACCAGGUGACCGUUCAAGAUUUUUAUCCAUUCUGGGGGUCAUCUUGGGAUCAGAUCCCUUUUUCCCAUUGAUGAGGACAAAUCUAUGUCUUCUCCGUAGAGCAGAGACCCCAGCGUGGGGCAAAAGGAGGUUUCUGACACCAAGUAUGAACUUCUCUCAGGACAGGGUGACAGGCAGAGGUCGCUCCUCAGCCAGCUGAAAACUGAAAUUUUAGAACGAAGCCUUGAAACGUUCCUCCUGGCCGCUCAGGGUACUACUGUUCCUUUCUCGGGGUUCCUCCCUCUUGGGACAGGUUGGCAGAUCCCGAAGGGCUAACGCCGGCCUUGGCGCUUGCAAGCAAAUUCCUUUUCCAAUUCAGCCUCCUUUAAAGGCUAACCGUCCUCUCAGAGUAAUUUGGGAAUUUUUAAAGAGUAGCAUUCGUUGCCACCAAAGGCAGAGCAGGUGAGGUGCAGGAUAGAGGUGUUUCGUGGGAUGAGUCCUCUGGAGGCAUCACUAGCAGAUCAGAACAAAGAUCCACUUGACUCCGUAACGUGGCGAGGAUCUGAGCUGGCUGACUGAGGUCGGGGCCCGUGAACAAGACUGUGUACCAGUGUGGAGCCCUCACAGACGUCUCUUUAGCAGAGACGACAUUCCUUGAGCUAAAUGGUGGGAGCCAGAGACAUAGCGGAUUUGUUCGAGAGCAGAUCUGACAGUGCCUUCCCCCAGGAACAUACAUGGUCGGGAACCCCGUGUGGCAGCGAUGGGUUUUUGUUUGUUUGUUUGUUUGUUUGUUUGUUUUGCUUUCCUCUGGAAGGGGCCGGUCUGGGAGGUGUUGCUCCUGGUGGUCACCGCCUGUUCUCUGGCAGGGCGUUCGGUGGAUGUCAGCUUUGGUGAGACAGCGAUGGUUAACCACAGGAAGCCAGCUCCGUGAGUAGAGUUCUGGGGCCAUCAUUUAGGAUUUGACUUGACUUGGGACACUAGGUUACUGGUGACAAGUGAUUUCUUCCCCUUCAUCCUUCCUGCUUGGCUCUGUGAAUGGAACAGCCGUCAGUAUACCCAUGUAUGUGACCAAGUUUCGGCCACGCCGAUGUGCACAGCAAAGAGAAAUCACUUUCAAAUGGACGGAUCUCACGGCUUAUCUCGAAACUAGCUUUUUAGGGCUUAUUGCUUUAUUCAAAAAUAUUUUCACUAUAGCUCCUUGAUACAGAAUUCAAGAUGAAACACAUUCACACGUGGAAAUGCAAAUAGACGUUGAUUCAUCAAGCUAGCGUCUUUUAUGUAAAUAUCUAAAUAAGUUUGGGCGUUGAAAUGUAAACUGUACAACUAAUCCGUUUUUCUCCUCUGCAGUGUGGGUUUAGCCAUCAUUUCAGCAGUACGUAUAUUUACAAAAGAAAAUAAUCUGUUUAGAAGCUGAGGCUUCACUGCCAUUUCCUGGAAGAGCAACCUUCUCUCGUUUCCCGAGAAGCAGCCUUUCUCACUCUGGUCAAGUGACGGUCACUGUUAGUGUGUGCGGAAGGGUCAAGGUCUUCUCAUUUAGAGGUGGUCGGAACAGGGCAGGAGUGAAAGGGAAGGUCAGCUUCUCUCGGAGGACAUAGGCGGACCCUCUUCCGGUGGGACUGGGGAAUUUGUUGGGAGAAUUUUGCUCGAGUCUUUCUGUACACGGACACUUCUCUUCUGUGGUUUUAACCGCAAGCUCGGGGUGAAAAUGAGGUUCGCCGUAGUGCCCUCUGCAUGGUGGGUCAGGGGUUCUGGGCUCCUGUGGACUCCACGCUGUCCGAGACGGCUGUCUGUCAGUCUGGCAUCUCUCUGUCAGUCUGUCCUCACGCCCAUGCAGAGGGCUGGGGUCUGGGCGCCCAGGAGAGGAACGGACCUGGGAGGCAGUGCUGUGUCUUAGGCCACAUGGAGCCUGGGCUUAGCCCAAAGCAGAACUUCCCUCCUCCGUCCCUGUGCUUGUUUGAAGAGGGAACCCAAGGACUCAGGCCUUCCCGACACUGCAGCAGAAAGGGACUGUGUUUGUGAGGGAACCAGGCAGAAAUCCCUGCACGGUGACAGAAGCGAGAAGCCACUCAGACCUGGUUUUCUGUCACUGUUGAAAUACUUUCUGAGAAAUCAUUUGCUUUCGUUUGGAAGAUGCUGGGGAACACCCUUGAGGUCCCGCCUUCUAGGUCUGCAAGUUCCUGCGACCACCGGCCGUCUGGAGCAGGUUGCAAACCUAACCUUGGCUGAAGGGGGCCUUCUGCCUGGUCGGACCUCAUGUCCACCCCUGCCCCACCCCUGCCCCAGCUGGCUUGGUCCUCAGGGAUUUUCAGCCUGAUCUAGUGACAUGCCGUGAGCCCUUUGCUAACCUGGGAGCAUUGCUGACCUGAGACACCUGAGCUGCCCUGUCAUCCUGAGACCAACUUAAAUUCCAGGUGGCAAGAGUCCUUGGGAGGCCCAGAAUCUAGGCUUAGGGUUUGUUGAUAUUAAAGUGGAUUUUUUUCCAAGUUUACAGGCUUGGCAGGUGGUCAUAUUCAAUCUUUGGGACCAUGGCCACUUGUCCCCUGGCUUAGGACUCUUUCUUCGGAAGGAGUCAGAAAUGGCAGGGCUUAUCUCCUACCAGACCCCAAAUUCUGGGCUGGAUCAUUUGUUUGGACUGAGCUCUGGCUUUCGUCCAGCAUGAAUCACUCACUGCUUAGGCCUGGUGUGGACUCACCCGGUCCAGCGUCAGUGCCCCCGGGAGAUUACGACUGCCGUGAUUAAGGAGGCAUGUGCUUCCAUCUCCCUCGUCCAGUAUGGCAGCUCUUCUUCCAUCUGGCUGAGGGGGGGGGAGCUGAAUUCAUUGACCUACUGAUAGAAAUCAUUUAGCCGAGGAAUUUGCACCUGUAACUUAACCGUUUUGUUCCAUGUGAAAGUCAAGGUGGGAAAUGGAAAUGUAGCACAGGGUGCAGAUAAUUCUAAAUACCACACGUGAAGCUGUGGUAUUCAGUGCAGCAAUCUGUGAUAUUUUAGCUAGAAGACAAAGGUAAAGAUAAAUUGGAUCCUAGCGGAAUCACUGUUUUUCAUUCCGGUGGCUACGAGGACGGACUGGCCAUUCGUCUUGAUACACUGACGGCCCUUCAAACACAAUACAAAGAUGAGAUUAUUCACCUUUAAGGCCUUUCUGGAACCUUUUGCAAAGGGCAGUCACGAAUGAAGCUUUUAAUGGUAGUGCGGCAGCUCUCCAGGAAGAGGAGGGGACCCCAGGGACCAUUUUUUUUGUUGUUGUUUUUUGUUUUUAAUGAAACCUCGUGGUUUAGAUAUGGAUUGAGCUGCUGUCUCCAGUCCCCAGGCAGAUCAGACUCUUAGAGGUAGAGGUGCUGCUGAGUAAGAUCCUAAGACAGUGAGUGUUCUCUUGACAGUGAACUUGCCUUAGUGUGGUGACAGUUCUAAAGCAGCGAGAACGUCAGUCUGGGGACCGGCAUCGGGCGUGGCCCCAUCUCUCGUUAGGUUCCUUGCUCGUGGGCUGCGAAUCUGAGGAAAGUCCAGCCCUCGGCUCUGUCCCCAGCACUUAGCUCCGCUGCGUGCCCAGCGGUGAGGAUCCUGCAGACCCAGAGGCUGAUGUCAGCAGGCCCAGGUCUGUCCCCUCAUUUCAGGAAAACCCUUCUGAUUCAGGUAGGGGAAAAGAAGGAGUCACAGGCUCCUUUUGCUCCCAAGUUAUGGAUUUUUAACAUUUCAUUUAUGUUCCUAAUAUACCUCUGUUCCCAGGAGCUACUGUGCGCAGUGUGUUGUGGGAAAAGGCUAACUGUGAAUUGAGUUAAUGUUUUUCUAUAAGAGAUGGAAGUGUAUUUUUAUAUCGGUAUACUGUGUGAUGAACUGAGUACGCAGAGGUUGGAAUGGAAGGGAACUUCCAAACCAUAAUCCUGCAAGAAAUGGGCAGUGUGGGAUUUGGGACCAGCCAAGAUCCCAUAAAAGUUUCAUCUUAAAUGAAGCUUUUGGAGAGUGAACGAGGGGACUGUGAAACAUUGAGAGCACUCUUUAGGGGAUGAACUUGACAGUUCUAGGGAGGGUGGCACACAGUCCCCUUGUACGGAAGGGGGUAAAUGUGACAAUGCCGACCGGGCCCCGUCACUGGGAGGGCUGGGAGGCAGUUCUUGUAACUGGCACUUUAAUUCACUUUUGGAGCUGGAAUACAGGGGCCGUUGGAUGAAACUGCAUGGUCGGAAAGGAAAUAAGAAAUUUCUAGUGCUAUAGGAAUGAUGGAGAAUUAAAGCCUUGCUUUCAUUUCUUUAGAGUUUUUUCUAGAAGCUCAGCGUAGCAUGGGCUUUUAGAGGUAAAUAGGACCUAAAUUCAGAAAAUUUAAUUACUCUAGUAGAAGAGUAAGUGUGAAUUACUUGUUCGCCGUAGAAUGCCUGUUUAGACUAAUGAUCCAUUUACUCUGCUUUCUAAGGACAGCCGGGAAUGCGGGGGUGGAGGUAGUAGAGUAUUAGAGAUGACCCACAAAAUGAAAAACCCAGGGGUCACUGAAUGAGCUGAUUGCUAAUAUAUUUGGUAGUAGAAUGACAACGUCCUCUGGGCAAAUUAAACAAAGAUGAAAGUAUUAAAAAAUUUCUGAAGGUGGCAUCAGGAAGUUUGUCUGGCAUGCCCACGAAGACCCUAAGGGAAGGUAGAAAUCCUGGCUUUUUGAAGACAAGAUCAGAGACAUUAAGGGUACAGAGUAGAGAAAAACAAAAUUAACUUCCUUCCUUACCCCCAGCUUGUUGGCUAAACUUUUUGUAGGUUUGGGAAAUAAACCUUUCCUGAAAAAGAAAUAGCUGUAGUCUUGGAAAAACAGUUGUCCUAAUUUUUCUGGGUUAGGAAAAGCAUAGCCCCCCCGUCGCCUUAAAUGUCGAACCCCUAUUUUGAUUAACACCCCAGUAUAAGAGUUAUAGCAAUAAGAGAAACUGAAUCUAUUUUUGUUUCAGGUCUUUACCUCCUAUUAUGAAAUCUGUAAGACAGUUGAUACAUUUUACCCUGAGGACCAGUGCAUCCGGGUGUGGGUGUGUCGUUCUCGCUCUCUGUCUUCAAUGGUGACAGUUUUAAAGGCCUAAAGAAAGCUGGGGUUAUCCUGAAGCUACGAGUAAAUGUUUCUUGAACUGAUUUUGUUCUGUGGUACAAGUAACAUCUGUGUUUAUCUUAUCUGUAUAUAUCUGACCACAUUGUAUGCAGAGAGGUUGAUAUAACUAUAUUUACAGAAAACAGUUUUUACUAUUAAAAUUCACAUUUUAACAUGAA